UUAAAAAAAACAAGACAACAACUAGGCUUGGUGAAUAGGUGUGGCUUUUCAAGUUUUCAGUUUGCAUUUAUUUAUUUAAAUAACCGAUAAUACAUCACGCUAAUCAAUAUUACAAGUCCUGAAGUGUGUUUAGCUUGCAUUUUGUGUAUUCUAGUCACUUGAAUCUUUCACAAACAUUAACCUACAUGAAAUUUGGGGCGUCCGUCAGCCGUUUGGUGUAACAAGUUAAACAUUCAUCAUGUAUGGCCGAAAAACUCCUUCUACUUACCGGUCUACGCCUUCGGUGUAUUCCCACUACACCACCAAGUCUUCAACAAAUCUCCGUUCUACCAAGUCCGUCCGAUCCCUGCGAGUGCCGUGGUAUCAGAAGCCAAUACUCCAUGAUGCCUUCUUUCUGGACCUUCAAAGAGGUUCUUUGCUAGCUGCUUCUCUGUCUGUGUUCAUUGCCCUGUUCACAUUCGCACAAAGUAUCUUCGACCUGUACUGCCUGGGCAUGGCCGCUCCGGGCUCCGUACAUUACGGGUAUUAUGCCUUCAGCUACCAGUUCGUCUACGUCGGUAGUGCCCCUGUUCGCAACGUGUUGAUAAUAUUCUCGCUGUUCUCGUGGCUGGGAUCAGUGGCCGUGUUGGUCACUGGGAUCAUUCUGAUCAUAGCUCUGAGGAAGGAGCACGAAAAGCGCAUAGCCCCCUGGCUGUACACGUUCGGUGUGUUCAUCCUAUUUCGUCUAGUUGCGUUCAUAUUUGCGGCCAUCGUCAACGACAUGAUAUUUGCGUACAACGCGCUCAUAUGUGUGUGCUGGGUUGUCUUCGUGGUGACCGGGUGCUAUGGCUGGCUGCUGGUCUACAGCUUGUACUUAGAGCUGUGUGAUUUGACGAAGCUAGAGGAUCUGGCGCAUUUGCGGAUGGGCACCAUGGCGUCUCUCAACGCGUCCCUCGCGGGCUCGCGCCCCACCACCCCCCAUAGCGCCGUCUCCACCAUGCCCGCCUCGCAGAUCUGAUACACACACUCACACCCUGACCAGAAAACUAGCACGGAAAAAACUGACCAGAAAAGUGGUACUCAUGAGCAGAAAAGUGGUCUAACGAACAGUGAUACGCAGAAAACUGGGCUCAGUCUGACAUUUACUGAUGAUACUUUGAAAGAUAUUACUGAGGAGAGUAGCGAUGAAGGGACGCCUUUACCUGUGGAAAGGUAUGAGACUAUAGUGUAGACCCUUUUAUGACUUAGCAACAUUCUCUAAAAUGUUGGUCUCUUUCUAGUAGCAUAAAAGUAAAAAAGACAGAUAUGGACUUUAGGGACACACAAACAAUAACGACAUAUCAGAUUUGACAGACAUGAUUUUAUAAAAAAUCUAGUCGUACCGAUAAAACUGGAACCCUUGGAAAGACAGCAGAAAAGUGGUCUAACUCAUGAGCAGAAAAGUGGUUUAACUCAUGAGCAAAAAAGUGGUCUAACUCAUGACUCUCAUGAGCAGAAAAGUGGUCUAACUCAUGACUCUCAUGAGCAGAAAAGUGGUCUAACUCAUGACUCUCAUGAGCAGAAAAGUGGUCUAACUCAUUAGCACAAAAGUGGUCUAACUCAUGAGCAGAAAUUUCUGUAAAAUGUCGGUCUCUUUCUAGUAGCACAAAGUAAAAAAGACAGGGACUUUAGGGACACACAGACAAUAACGACAUUUUAUAUUUGAUAGAAAACUAGCCUUACCCAAGAAUAAAACCCUACAAGGACCACAUAUGCGAGGCCCUUUUCAAUGUGCUUUCCCAAGGUAAUAAAAAGGUUGGCUUUGCGAGGCCCCCCUUAGUGCGAGGCCGUGGGCGGAGGCCCCAUCAGCCCAGGCCUAUCGGCACAUGGGCUGAAAUUAUUAGAAUUACUAUUGUAUGAAAAAAAGAACAAAACUUUGACAAAAUCAUAACAAACCUGUUAAAUUGUGGCUUUCUUGUAAGCCGAAAUGUCUAGACAAUUAUCAACGGUAUUUUUGAUAUUGACAAAGACUGCAUCGACCGUCCAGUGGCGCCCUCAUUGUGUGUUUUCUAAUAAAUCAAUCUUAUGCAUGAGCAUAAAGCAAUGCAGCAUAGCAUAUGCAUGAGCAAUGUUUUGCCUAUGUAAAAAGCAAACU
Cydia fagiglandana is the source of this 2113-nucleotide messenger RNA. RefSeq lists its product as uncharacterized. The transcript is spliced from 6 exons. The record is from RefSeq and is a predicted model, not a curated record. The coding region runs from base 239 to 997 and encodes 252 amino acids. NCBI's taxonomy places the organism in Eukaryota, Metazoa, Arthropoda, Insecta, Lepidoptera, Tortricidae.